This is a messenger RNA of Penicillium cataractarum, 2688 nucleotides long. RefSeq names its product putative arsenite resistance protein Ars2. The transcript has 3 exons. The coding region runs from base 1 to 2688 and encodes 895 amino acids. The record is from RefSeq and is a predicted model, not a curated record. Gene Ontology annotation, biological process: primary miRNA processing; mRNA processing. Lineage: Eukaryota; Fungi; Ascomycota; Eurotiomycetes; Eurotiales; Aspergillaceae. Gene Ontology annotation, cellular component: nuclear body.
AUGGAUUCAUAUGAAGGCUAUGAUGCAUCUCCUGGAAGGAACCGCGAUGCGGACUCCUUCUCCGGAAGAGCGCCAGCGGAGUAUCGCCGCCGAUCGCCAGCAUCUCAAGAUCGCCGUGGCCGUGGUCGUGGUCGUUCCCGCUCUCCCAUGAUUGAUCGCUACGAACCUUCCGAGCGCCGCCCCCGAGAUGACUUCUACAACAACCCCCGUGAACACGCUGCUCGUGAUCGUGAAGAUCGCCGACGCGCCCAUUCCCCCAAUGUUACGAAUAUCGACCGUUACAUCCCCGGCCAAGACGGUGGCAAGCGUCCACUUCCAACAAAUCCUCUUCCAGAUCCUCUCAGCCUAGACUUUCAAGUCGGUUUUACCUGGUUUGCCGAGUGGUGGAGAGCCGAACAAGCCAUCGGCGAGGAGAGAGAGCGCGCCAAGAAUGGCGGCCGUCGUGUCAAGGGCGAGCGUGAAGCUCGUGAGGACCGGGAUAAAGAACGGGCGCAGAUUCAAGCUGCAUAUGAUUCGUACAAGGUUGACCUACAAAUCAAGCUGGCAAGGGCAUUCGUGCAACAACACCGCGAAGAAGAAUGGUUCAAGGAGCGGUAUAAUACGGAAGUGCGCGACCCGAUCCGCAGCCGACUGCUGGACUUCCGCAAGGGAGCAUAUGAGCAGUGGGAGCGGGAUCUUAACGGCGGAUUGUUCGAUGAAUUUACCCUCGAAGGCAUCUACAAGAGCGAAAGCGACGGCGCUGGUGGUGUCGUUGAAAAAGAAGAAGGCGAGACCACUGCCGUGGGUGAAACAUUGGGAGUUCUGGAUCUACUCCCCGUUCGGGGAGGUGAGCUCCGCGAUGAGGCGCUGUCUCAACCCGCCUUGCUUAUCAAGACUCUUGCGCCCAAUGUGAGCCGUGACAAGAUUGAGGAGUUUUGCAAGGAACACCUUGGAGAGAAUGAGGGCGGCUUCAAGUGGCUCAGCCUUAGCGAUCCCAACCCGUCCAAGAAAUUCCACCGUAUGGGUUGGAUCAUGCUGCAUCCUGGUGGCGAUACAACAAAUACUGUGGAACGGGGAGAUGGUCGCGAGGAGGAGAUGGAUCAUGACAAUGGUCUGACUGAAACUGUGACUAUCACUGGCGCUGAGAAGGCGCUAGAAGCCGUCAAUGACAAGACAAUUCAUGACCCGGUACACGGCGAUUUCACCUGUCACGUUGGCGUUCACGUUCCCCCAGCCCAGCCCCGCAAGAAGGCUCUUUGGGACCUGUUCUCUGCCCCAGAGCGUAUUGACCGUGAUCUUGAGCUGGCUCGACGAUUGGUCUCUCGGAUGGACGGUGAGAUGAGUGACGUGGAUGGAUUCAGCAAGAUCGAGGAACGUGUCGAGGACCUUCGCGGCAAGGGCUGGCUCCAGCCUCCCGUGACCGGCCCCGUCAGUGUCAAGAAGCACAAGAAUGGCUUCAAUGAUGACGUCGAUGAAGGGGAAAUGGAGGAGGGUGAAGAGAGAGAAAUCUCCGUGGAUGACGACGUUGACGACGAGGAGAUCCUGGCUAAGAAGAAGAAGUUGGAUCUGAUGGUCGAGUAUCUACGCCGUGUUCACAACUUCUGCUUCUUCUGCGUUUUCGAGAGCGACUCUGUUCACGAGCUUGGUCGCAAAUGCCCAGGCGGUCACCUUCGUCGCCCCCGCACCGGUCUCUCCAGUCAAGCCAAGGAGGUUGUUCGUGCCAGUGCACUAGGGCAACCAUUCCCUGUCAAGAAGAAGGAGCCGAGCGAGGAUGGAGAAGAGCGGGCUUCACCCGUGCAGGAGAGACGCCCUCAGCGUGUUCCCAAGUCGGAGCAACAGCUGCAGCGCGCAUUCAAUUGGGUCAAGACAUUUGAGGAUAAGCUCUUGCAAAUCCUAGAGCCUGAAACCGCUGACCUGCGCAAGCUUGGCGGUAAGCCUGUGGAGGAGGCUCUCGACGAGGAGCUUGCCAAGUAUGUCAAGCAGGAGACCGACGACCGGUAUCGAUGCAAGGUGCCCGAAUGUACGAAGCUGUUCAAGGCGGAGAACUUCUGGCGCAAGCAUAUUGAGAAGCGUCACGCCGAGUGGCUCGACAAGAUUCAGCGUAAUCUCUACCUCGUGAAUGCCUACGUCUUGGAUCCUUCACGCAUCGCCCCGUCCCGUUCCGAUGCCAACAGCAAUGGACACUUCCCCCUUGCUUCCGGUCAUGGUCAGGGUGGAACCCCCCGUGGGUUCAGCCUGCAGAACGUGCCUUACCUCGGCAACCCAGGGGGUCUUCCUGGCGGAUUCCCCCCAGGAGGUAUGCCCGUCGUGGGCGCAGGUGGCGCCUGGGGCGGCAAUGGUAUGGCUGCCGGUGAUGGCGCACACCUGCACCAACCUGGCGUCAUGCGGCGUGGUGGACACCGUCAACAUAACCACCGUGCUGGCCCUUACGACCGUCGCCGUCCUCCCAAUGGCAGUGGACGCCUCAGCCCAGUUCGCAUGCCUGGCAUGUAUGGCCCUGGCGGUCGUCUUCCUCCUGCCAACUUCUCCGUACCCCCCGGCCACCCGGCCGCGAACAUGGUUCCCCCAAACCCCUUCCCUGAUUCCAUGGGCGGUGGAGGUGGCCCACAGGGCAUCCCUCCACGUGAAGCCGUACAGGGCCGCAGCCUCAAGAGCUACGAGGACUUGGACGCUGUAGGCGGAUCGGGCAGCGGGGAGCUAAACUAUUAG